AUGAGUCCGACCAACAGAAGCCCACUGUGCGAGCCGACCGACCUACACCCAGGCGUCACCAUCACAGAUAUGGACACUGUGCACGAAGAAAAUGACAACGACAGCGAUGAGUCAUCAUAUUCAGACCUGGGACGCCUCCGAGAGCGGACCAGAGCGAUGCUGGGCACCCCAGCAGAGCCGCUGGUACAGCACUCACAUUCACAACCAAACAGCAGAAGAAUGUCAUCAGAUAUCGAAGCCAAACUCGCUGCUAACUUGAACACAAGACGACCAUCGGCUAUAAUCGCAGCGUUUCGUCGUCCGUCACAAGCGUUGGCAUUGUGUGCGGCUACACAACGCAGGUUUCUGUCUGAACUGUCGCCGCAAUCACGCACGUCUGUCGCCUCCACCUCCCAUGACAACCCGCCCUCAGCUGCCGAGAUAUUGGGCCAUGAGGCUCUCAGUAAAGCGCUUUCGGCUUUAUACGCAAAGCUGCUGGUGGUACUGGGCUUGGCUUUCCCCAUCACUGAAGUCAUCGCCGGCGGAGUACCUGAUGGCUACUAUCAGGGAUUCUAUUUAUAUCUCUACCUAGUAUCGCUAAUAUUCGUAGUGUUCCAAUACGUAAACAUAAUGCGUCAAAAGGCUGUCAACCUAAUCAUCCACGACUACGAGGACACUCUGAAAGAGGAUAGAAAUGGGAAAACUACACCUGGAGAAAAACCAAAAAUAAUAAAAGAGAACAUUUCUCGCUACGGCAGUUUUUAUCUGAGGCUUGGCGGAAUUGCGUUCGGCAUUGGUUCAAUGGUGUACAGCGGUUUAGAAUUGGGUGAAUAUUUCGAAAUGACAGAUAAGUGCCGCUCCAUCCUGUCAGUGAUUACACCGGCUUUACGAAUGGCCCUAACUCUGGCACAAAUGCAGUUCAUGUUCCUGACUAACAAAGACAUAGAAUCAGGCACGUUCAAACUCAUACAGAGAUUUGGUUUUAUGCAUAUGGUGGCAACGAAUCUAUGCGAAUGGUUGUACGUGCUGGUAGAAGAAACAAAGCAUGAAAUACAUCAUUUAGAGCAUACGAUACUGGCUCCAGUUAAUGGUACGCAUCAUGUUGCUGAUGCCAUUCCAUGCCGGAGGUCAAAUAUCAUGGGAGCACUCCUCCAAAAUGCUGCACCGUUCUUAUUUCCUUGUACGAUUGAGUACUCCUUGAUUUGUGCCGUCAUAUUGUAUGAAAUGUGGAAAGAGGUCAAAUGCACUCCAGAAGACUUUGAGAAAAAAUUCAAUGCUCCUAAAAGUAAAUCUCGAAACAAUUCAGUGACGCCUGAGAAAAUUCUGCAGCAGUUUGCUGGUAUGUUAGGAGUGAGUUCGCCACAUGGCAGUCGCACUGCCCUUCACCACUUCUCCGUCGACUGCUCGCAUGCCCACCGUGGUCUCUUCGCUGGAAUCUUAAUCAUCGUCUUCACUAUAAUUUCCCUCAUCAUGUUCUUUGUUUUGGCUCACAAUCAAGAAUUUAUCACUGACGCCAUUUUCGAAGUAAACGUCUGCGAGUUGAUUUUAUACUCGUUAUCUUUGAUAGCUUGCGUAACAGCUAUGAUACAAAUGAGAGCAUUAGCUUAUAAAAGGAAAUCUAAAGCUCUUUUGGGCCUGGAUCCAUUUUUAUUGAUUUUGGCCCAGUCUGGAAUGUUUGUGUACUGCAUGUUCAGCCUAAUUGGAAGUCAUCACACUCAGGACUUGAAGAACAGUGUUGGUCUAACUGGAUUCUUCUCAGAAUUCUUAUCACUCAACCAGACUAUUCUGCAAACUUUAUUCAUAAUUGACGCUUGGUGGCGUCGCAGCACUACGUCGGAACAGCGGAGAAAUAAACCGGGACGACAGCUCGUCACCUUCCUGCUGGUCGCCAACAUGGCGAUGUGGGCCAUCAAUACACUGGAGAAGAGCCGUGCAGAAUUCCGCCCAGCACAUCUGACUUUCUACGGACCAUGGGCAUGGACCAUCAUCACCCACGUGUCUAUGCCAUUGGCCAUCUUCUACCGGUUCCAUUCCACCAUCUGCCUCUUCGAGAUCUGGAAGAAUUGCUUCAAGAAUAAACCUAUAUACUUAAACGUUUAG
Molecule: messenger RNA, 2079 nt
Organism: Spodoptera littoralis (African cotton leafworm)
Lineage: Eukaryota; Metazoa; Arthropoda; Insecta; Lepidoptera; Noctuidae
Source: the annotation of a GenBank genome assembly